Messenger RNA from Panicum virgatum (switchgrass), 1689 nucleotides. RefSeq lists its product as uncharacterized. Gene Ontology annotation, molecular function: phospholipid binding; clathrin binding. The coding region runs from base 119 to 1435 and encodes 438 amino acids. The transcript has 3 exons. Gene Ontology annotation, cellular component: clathrin vesicle coat; endosome; plasma membrane. The record is from RefSeq and is a predicted model, not a curated record. Gene Ontology annotation, biological process: endocytosis. Lineage: Eukaryota; Viridiplantae; Streptophyta; Magnoliopsida; Poales; Poaceae.
GCCGCCGGCACACGGCGGAGGCGCCACGCGCCAGCAGGCCGCACCACGUGACCUCAAGGCACGGCCACCCCCGCAGCGGCCCUCCUCCUCUGUCCCGUCCGUCCGGCGGCACCACGGAAUGCGGAUUCAAAAUUCAAAACGCACACGCACUGCUGACGUUUUGUCACGGUCGCCGGCCCAUCCAUCGCCGGCCCAUCCCGUCCCGUCCACCCUUUGGAACGUUUCAAAGGAGGAUCGGAGUCAGAGCGCAGCAGCACAGGCGCACAGCGCGGUGGUGCUCGCUCCCCCCCACCAAUUAAGCUCGUCCAGUGAGCGCGCGCGCGUCCACGGCACCUCCUUGCUCUGGCUGCUGCUCCGUCUCCGCCCCCGCCUGUGCCUGCGCGCGCGUCACCCGGUGGUGGAUUGGUUGCGCACCCAACGGCUCCGCCGGCAUCGUACCGCUUGUUCGCUUGCGAGAUUGUGCGGAGUGGUUGCUGGCCGGCCGCGGCGGUGGCGGGCGGGCGGGCGCACCGAUAUAGGUGGCGACCACGACCUCUUUGGGAUUCGAUCGGCGGCAAGAGGAGAACCGCGGCGCGGCGCCAUGGACGCGCCCUUCUUCCACGAGCUCAGGCGGCAGGCGUCCUCCUACCUCACCGGCAAGAUCCGCUCCGCGCGGCUCGCGCUCACCGACGUCACCCCGACGCAGCUCAUGACGGAGGAGGCGACGAACGGGGACGCGUCGCCGCCCAACGUCAAGACGAUGGGGCUCAUCGCCCGGCAGGCGUUCGAGAUCGACGAGUACGUCCGGAUCGCGGGCAUCCUGCACAGGCGCCUCGCAGGCUUCGACCGGCGGCAGUGGCGCGAGGCCUACAAGGCGCUCCUCCUCCUGGAGCACCUCCUCACGCACGGGCCCCGGAGCGUCGCGGCGGAGUUCCAGAAGGACAGGGACGCCAUCGCCCGGAUGGCCACCUUCCAGCACAUCGACGAGAAAGGCUUCAACUGGGGCCAGACGGUGAAGAGCAAGUCGGAGCGCGUGCUCAAGCUGCUGGAGCGGGGCCCGUUCCUGGAGGAGGAGCGGGAGCGCGCGCGCCAGAUCGCGCGGGAGAUCAAGGGCUUCGGCAGCUUCAACCUCAGCAGCGCCUCGCGCGCCGUCGCGCAGCCGCCAGGUGACGACGGCGGCCACGGGUACGGCCGGAGCAACUCGCAGUACGAGGAGCGGUGGCGGCGCGACGACGGCGACUGCGACGGAGGCCGCGGGUACGGCCGGAGCAAUUCGCGGUUCGAGGAGCGGUGGCGGCGAGAGGACGGCGACGAGGGUGACAAGGAGAACCUGGUGACACAGCCGGAGCCGCCGCCUCUGGCACGGGAAGUGGAGGCGGAGGAGCCGCACCACCGCCACCCCUUCCACGGGUUCGGGCAGCAACCGCCAGAGGCGAUGCUGCUCCUGAGCCAGUGAAACGAACCGUGCGGCGUGCGCUUCUGUUAGUAGUUUGCUGGCACUGCUGAAACGAACCGUAAUGCUUGGGCACUCUGAACUCAAGUCUGUCUGAACUACUCCUAGAUGUUUAUGUUCCUGUUCCAGCCUUGUAAAUUUCUACCCUCGCAGUCAGUUCUGAUGCUGUGAUGUACUACUAGAGAACAUAAGAACAAGUCUCAAGUUUGUGGCAAAGCUCUAUAAAACUUCCACUUAAUUUGUGUGAGAUUACAGAA